Penicillium argentinense is the source of this 1590-nucleotide messenger RNA. It is a transcript of the gene sik1, whose product is annotated as snoRNP complex protein NOP56. The record is from RefSeq and is a predicted model, not a curated record. Gene Ontology annotation, cellular component: box C/D methylation guide snoRNP complex; small-subunit processome. The transcript is spliced from 3 exons. Gene Ontology annotation, molecular function: snoRNA binding. The coding region runs from base 1 to 1590 and encodes 529 amino acids. NCBI's taxonomy places the organism in Eukaryota, Fungi, Ascomycota, Eurotiomycetes, Eurotiales, Aspergillaceae.
AUGGCCGAUUAUCUCCUCUUCGAGAGUCCUAUGGGCUACUCGCUCUUUAAGAACACCAUGAAGGGUGACAUUGUGGGCAAUAGCCUGAAGGAAGUUCAGACUGGCGUCAAUGAUCUCGCCAAGUUCGGAAAGAUGGUUGAGCUGGCUAGUUUCUUGCCUUUCGAGAACAACAAGCAGGCCCUCGGCGAAAUCAACGAUGUUUCGGAAGGUGUUGCGUCGGAAACCCUGGUUUCUUUCCUCGAAUUGAACCUCCCUAAGGCAAACAAAAAGGGCAAGGUGACCCUCGGUGUCUGCGACAAGGGCCUUGCGGGAAGCAUCAAGGCUGCCUUCCCCCACGUGGCCUGUGAGACCGGUGACACAAGCGAGGUUGUCCAGGAUUUCCUUCGCGGUAUUCGUCUGCAUUUCACCAAGUUGCUGAGCCAGCUCCGUGAUGGUGACAUGGACACUGCCCAGCUCGGCCUGGGUCACGCCUACUCUCGCGCGAAGGUCAAGUUCUCCGUUCAGCGCGAUGACAACCACAUUAUUCAGGCCAUUGCCAUCCUUGACCAACUCGACAAGGCAAUCAACACUUUCUCUAUGCGUGCUCGCGAGUGGUACUCGUGGCACUUCCCCGAGCUGUUCAAGAUUGUCUCCGAUAACCAGCGCUACGCUCAGAUUGCCCUCUUCGUUAAGGACAAGAAGACGCUUAACGAUGACCAUUUGCAUGAGAUUGCCGCUCUCGUGGAGGAUGACAAGGACGUUGCCCAGAGCAUCAUCGACGCCGCCAAGCACAGUAUGGGUCAGGAGAUCUCGGAAGCCGACAUGGAGAAUGUCAUCGCUUUCGCCGGCCGCGUUGUUCAGCUUACCCAGUACCGCAAGGAUCUCUACCAGUACCUGGUGUCCAAGAUGAGCAUUGUCGCUCCUAACCUGGCUGCCCUGAUCGGCGAGGUCGUUGGUGCUCGUCUCAUCUCCCACGCUGGCAGCUUGACCAACCUGUCCAAGUACCCUGCCUCCACUGUUCAGAUUCUCGGCGCCGAGAAGGCUCUUUUCCGUGCUCUGAAGACCAAGGGUAACACCCCCAAGUACGGCUUGCUGUACCACUCUUCUUUCAUUGGCCGUGCCGGCCCCAAGAACAAGGGUCGAAUUUCUCGCUUCCUUGCAAACAAGUGCUCUAUUGCCUCUCGUAUCGAUAACUUCUCGGAGGAGCCGUCCACCCUGUUCGGCGAGGCCCUGAAGAAGCAGGUCGAGGAACGUCUGGAUUUCUACUCCACCGGUGCUGCCCCCACCAAGAACGAGGUUGCCAUGAAAUCUGCUAUGGAUGCCGUUCUGGCUGGUCUGGAUGUCGAUGUCGAUGACAGCGACGAGGAGAUGGAGGAUGCUGACGCCAAGGUCGAGAAGAAGGACAAGAAGGAGAAGAAGGACAAGAAAGAGAAAAAGGAGAAGAAGGAGAAGAAGGAGAAGAAGGAGAAGAGCGAGAAGAGCGAGAAGAGCGAGAAGAGCGACAAGAAGAAGAAGCGGAAGUCGGAUGUCGGCGAGGAUGACUCCGAGAAGAAGAAGAAGCGCAAGCACGGUGACGAUGUUGAGCCUUCGAAGAAGAAGCAGAAGUCUUAA